This is a messenger RNA of Stegastes partitus (bicolor damselfish), 4313 nucleotides long. Its product is annotated as C-myc promoter-binding protein-like. The record is from RefSeq and is a predicted model, not a curated record. The coding region runs from base 1 to 1404 and encodes 467 amino acids. The transcript is spliced from 9 exons. Gene Ontology annotation, biological process: regulation of Rab protein signal transduction. Gene Ontology annotation, cellular component: cytoplasmic vesicle. Lineage: Eukaryota; Metazoa; Chordata; Actinopteri; Pomacentridae.
AUGACCAUCGACUGUAUUGUGACUUUUCUUUGUCCUCUUGCAGGAUGUGUCCUCUCUCCACCCGGCUUCCCUCUGCCAGACAAGUCAGACCUCGGCUCCUCGCGCUAUACCAGCAACACCAGCAUCUUCAACAACUACGCCAUGGAGCUGCUGAUUUCCAGCUGUUCUCGCUGUAAGACGUGCGACUGUCUGGUUUACGACGAGGAGAUCAUGGCCGGCUGGACGGCCGACGACUCCAACCUGAAUACCACCUGCCCCUUCUGUGGAAACCCCUUCCUGCCCUUCCUCAACGUGGAGAUCAGGGACAUGCGAGGACCCGGCAGACUUUUCCUGAAGGGCAGCCCAUCGGUGGACGAGGCCAUGACGUCCUCGUACUCGGCCUCCACAGGUCUGGACACCGGGACGUCCACCUUGUCCACACCUUGUCCCACCACAGCUGUCUCGUCUCCGUCGCCGGUGAUCGCUGUGCAGGAGUGUUCAGGAAGAGGUCGAUCGACCAGAGCUCAAGGCAUCACCAUCCCCUCAGAGCGCCGGCAGGGGGCGCUGUCCUCCGGAGCUCCCAUGGCCCGAAGCGUCAGCGCCUUUGGUCCUCUGGAGGAAUCGUCCAGACUCAACCUGUGCGUGCCGACGUCAGGCAGCCUGCCGAGCCGCCUGAACGAAGCCACGGACCCUCUGAACAUGGAGUGGCGGCUCCACAACCCCGAGCCGGUGACGGUUCCGUAUCUGAGCCCGCUGGUUCUGUGGAAGGAGCUGGAGAGUCUGCUGGAGAACGAGGGCGACCCGGUGAUCACGGAGGCCGACAUGGUGGACCACCACCCCAUCAUCUACUGGAACCUGGUGUGGUACUUCAGACGCCUGGACCUGCCCAGCAACCUGCCGGGACUCAUCCUGACCUCAGAGCACUGCAACACGGACUCACAGGUUCCUCGUCACUGGAUGUCCGAGGACAGUAAACACGUUCUGAUCCAGAUCUUGUGGGACAAUCUGAAGCUGCACCAGGAGCCGAUUCAGCCUCUUUACAUCCUCUGGAACACAUACAACGUGGGCUACCCUCUGAGCCGGCCGCUGCCCGAGGAGGAGAAGCCGUUCAGCGAGGAGCUGCUGCAGAGCGUCGUGAAGAGCAUCCAGAGGAACGACGUGAGCCGGCCCAUGGCCCAGCUGCUGCAGCUGCUCGGCCAGACGCUCGGAGUCAAGAGGCAAAGGAGUUUGUACAGAGACAUCCUGUUCCUCUCCCUGGUGGCUCUGGGCAAAGACAACAUCGACAUCGACGCCUUCGAUCGGGAGUACAAGCUGGCGUACGACCGCCUGACGCCCAACCUGGUGAAGCUGACCCACAACUGUGACCGUCCUCCGAGCACCGGAGUCAUGGAGUGCCGCAGGACAUUCGGAGAGCCUUACCUGUGAAGACGCUCGCCGUCGCCUCCAGACCAGCUCAGGAAUCUGUGAAGGUGGAGAAACGAAGGCACAGCUGACCUCCAUCAGCGUCGUGUCGCCUCCACACGGCAGCAAACUGCUUCAGUGUCGACGGACGCUCACCUGGUUUCUCUGGAAGUCUGUGAACUGUAAAUACAAGCGCAGCAGUAGAGGAGUUCCCUUUUCUUUUUUUUAAAUGCAGCAUUUCUAUUGUAUAGUCACACAUUAUAUGAAGACUAAUAUUAGCAAUAUUUUAACUUGAUCUCUAUUUAUACAAAGUCAGCUUUAUUUAUUGUGGCGUCUUCUUGUCCUCGUGCUGUUUUUCCGUCCUGUGGUCGUCUCAGAGUUUUCAAACCGCGACGACCUGAAAGCUCACCGAAAUGUGGGAAAUAAAACCCACGUUGUCAUUCAGUGUCAGAAACAGGAAACAUUCACACGCAGUCGCAGCACAGAACACGGAUCAGUAGCUGUUUGGAGAACUGAAGCCAAAUAUUCACAGGUUUCAGCUCCCAAGUGUGAGGAUUUAGUGAUUUAAUUUAUUUUUACAUUUUGGACUAUUGAAAGGUGAAACAAAGCAAUUGAAGACAUAUUUUGAAAUUAAAGUCAAGAACAGUGUUUGUCUUUUAGAGAAGGAGCACCUCGGACAUAAAAACAUAAAAACAUGAACCUCGUUUCAUAUCAGUUUACAUUCUGUAAAAUUAAGUGAGAAGAAUUAUCUGUUCACACGAGUGAACAAUUUCUGUUGGGAGAAAAAAAAACCUCAUCCCCGCUCUGCUCUCUGCAGUAGAUCAUCAACAACCACCUUGAUUUUGUAGUAAAUCCUCUUUUUUUGUAGUAAAUCCUCUUUUUUUUUUAUCAACACAACAGUACGUUUUGUGGGUUUGUUUACAACGUUUCAUCAUCACGACCUUCUUCACGCUGUGUGUCAGAGCAAACAUCAGUGUUCCAUGAUGGAGGCUGUUUGUUUUACACUUUGUUUUAAAUGUACAAAAAGCUGCUCAAGAGAAAAUCCUGAACCAAAUACCCUGCUGGCCCCCGUUCUGCUCUGUUCACGGCCGCCGUCGGCGCUGAAGCGACAUCAUCAGGUUGUUUAACUCGGCUUUAGGGGAGUUAUGAAAGAAAAGGCCGGCUACUGGAUCUGUCUUGUUUUUAAUAAUAGUUUUGCCGUCUUUUCUGUCAGUAAAUGAUGAUAUGGAACCAAAAGAGAGAGAGAGAAAAAGGAUGAGAAGCAUUAACAACAACAACAACAACCAGACAACAACAACAACAACUAGUCCAGUCAUAGUAUUGAAGCUGCUUUAACUGAAGGGAAAACUCGAAGCCAGAACUCGACUGGUUGGUAAUAAUCAAAUAAAUCACAGUUAUUUAUAAAACUGUAAACCCCAUUUAUUAUUAUUUAUCCAUCUAAAUGCAGCCUCUGAUUUAAACAGCGUAUCUGAAUGAUUCCUUUAGAUGCAGCCUCGUGUUCGGCCUGUUGCAGGACUGAAGGAUUUAAUUGAUCAGUCACUGAUACUAAACUCUGAGUCGGUUUCAUCAGAGCUGCACCUUGAAGUUUCUCCUGUUUUCUGUCUUUUAAACGUCUGCAGACGAACGUUUAGAAGUUCAGUAAAAAGCCACAGAUCAGCAGAGACGCCUCCGUUUUGUGAAAAUGUUGUGAGCUGGUAACAUCAGCCGGCUUCAUGUCCAACAUAUCAAGAAAAACCCAAACAGGAGUUUUCCCUUCAGCACCCACCAUAGAUGAGCACAUAGAGUGAACAUGUGGGACUGAGCUGAAGCCACAGUGGACCGAACUUCAGUCAGUUUAUCAGAACAUAAAGCUGAUGACAUCUCUAAUUAAACCAAACACUCUGAGACACCAGUCGUGUUUCCAUCGACAUUUAAAUCGUCACAAAAAAUCAAAGUAAAUAUGAAUAAAACUUGUUUCCACUGUAAAAAACGGAAGAAGUUGAAACCAGCUGCCAAUGAGACUUGAAGUACCAAAGAUGGGCCGUCUGGGAGAAUCGUUUAGGAAUAGUUUCCAAUCUGGGAAUUACUUGUUUAUAUCUGCUAAUACUGGACUCGUUUCAUGUGUCUGAAGACGAAGACAGAGAAAGAAACAGCUGAUUAUUCACGAGUUCAAAUAGUUCAAUCAGAGUUUCCAUCUCCCGUGAAGUUCAUUCACUUUUAUUUUUGUUUUUAGAAAAAGUCAAAAACGCCUUGAAGCAAAUGUAGGUUUUUGCAAAAUUUUAAAAGUUUUUCGCAACUGUUGCUGUCUGAGAACUUUUUGUGAUGCGACACAAACAUAACGUGCACAUAGAAGUCGGUAAAGGAAACAUGCUGAUGGAAACGACACUGAGAACUAUGAAGGAGGUCCGAUACUGAACUAGAAUGUUCUGAGGCCUGUCACACGAAAACGAUUUGAUUUUCUCAGAGAAAUAUGUGUAAAAAAAUAAGUUGACACUGUUAAAGGAGACAAAAAUCGGUUCUAAGAAAGUAAAAGUUUGAUUAAAGCUGCAGUUUGAGGCUCUGAUGGAAAAUAAAUACAAACUUCCAAUAAGAAAAAUACAGAAAUAUGCCAACGAAAGACAAAAGGGACUCAGAGAUUCAUCAUUUCACCUGCAGCUGUCGACAUACUGACGUUCAUACUGAUGUGUUCCCACGUUUUAAAAUGCAGUGACGUGUUUAAUUUGGGACAUUCUGGAUGAAACUCAUUUUAUUUUUCCAUUAAACAUAUUAGUUUUUGGGUUGUUUACGUUUUAAAGACUGUUGGGGGGGAAACCAAACGGCCUGGACAGAACUGGAUCCAGCAGGACGCAGCGUGUCUCACAUGGACAUUAAUCAGUAAACGAGUGAGCGGUUGACGGAGGACCUCCGAGUCUGAACCAUAGACUGUAUAAAAGAUGGACGUAGCAACCGGCCCU